AUGCUAUUUGUUCUAAUAUUGGAAGAUAUUCUCCUACGGGGUGGUAAUGCUGUUGAAGCAGCAAUUGCAACAGCUUUUUGUAUUGGAAUACAAGAUCCACAUUCUGCUGGUUUGGGAGGAGGACAUUUAAUGACUAUUUAUAAUGCUACAACAAAGAAAUGCCAUGUUGUCGAUGCUAGAGAAGUAGCUCCUUUAAAUUCAACUGAAGAUAUGUUUUUUGAUAGAAAGAAUGCUUCUAGAUAUGGGUAUGAAGCUGUUGCCGUACCGGGCGAAUUACAUGGAUUUUGGACUGAAUAUAAAAAUUUUGGUGGAAAUUUAGAAUGGAAAACGCUUGUUGAACCAUCAAUUCAACUAUUGGAAGAAGGUAGCUACAUAAGUUCUCCAACUUCUCAUGUUCUUGCUCGACAGUUACAAAAUCAUAAACAACGAAUUCUUUCAAAUAAAUUAUUAGCUUCUAUAUUUACAAAUCCAAAAACUAGCCAUUUAUUUGCUGCUGGAGAACAGAUUAAUACAAGAAAUAAAUUGGCAGAUACUUUGAGGAUAUUAGCUAAUUCCUCCAAUCCUUUAGAAAUUUUUUAUAAAGGAGAAAUUGCAAGGAGUAUUUCAAAAGAAUUUGAAAAAAAUAAUGGAAGAUUAAUAUUUGAAGAUUUUAACAAUUACAAAUCAAUUAUUCGAUCAGAUAAAGAUAUUAUUUAUACUAAACUUCCUAAUGGAAGAACAAUUUGUGGACCACCUCCACCAUCUGGAUCAGCAGUAACUCAAGGAAUUAUAAAUAUUUUAUCUAAAAUGGAAUUCAAUUUAACUACAAUAUCUGGCUCUGUCGAUUAUUUUCAUUCUUUUAUAGAAGCUUCUAAAUUUGCAUAUUCAAUUCGAGAUUCGUUAGGUGAUAUUGACUUUGUACCCAAUUCUCUUAAUUUAUCACAUUUAUUAACUAGCCAAGAAUGGGCUGAGAAUGUUCGAACCCAUCCAGACAGUUAUUAUCAAGAAGGAAAUGCCCAUCAAGCAUUACCAGAAGAUCACGGUACUUCACAAAUAAGUGUUAUUGACCGUUGGGGAAAUGCUGUUUCUAUAACUACAACAUUAAAUAUAGCAUUUGGAUCUUUUGUUUUAAGUAAAUCAACGGGGAUAAUAUUUAAUGACCAAAUGGAUGAUUUUUCGACUAAAGGAAUGCCAAAUUAUUGGGGUUAUCCACCCUCUCCCCAAAAUUAUAUUGAGCCGGGAAAGAGGCCAAUGAGUUCGAUGAGUCCAAUUAUUGUUUUUAAUGAAAAUGGAAAGGAAGCAUUGGCUAUAGGAGCUUCUGGAGGUUCAACAAUAAUUUCUGGAGUAGCUUUAACUACUUUUAAUAUUCUUAAAAUUGGAAUGAAUAUUAAAGAAGCUAUCGACUUUCCUCGAUUGCAUAAUCAAUUUAGACCAAAUUUUACCAUGUUUGAAGAAAGAAUACCCGAGAAAUUAAAAGAAGGAUUGAAAGAACGUGGACAUUAUUUUGAUAAUUUAGAUUGGCUUAAUGUUGUGGUGGGCGUGCAUCAAGCUGAAGAUGGAAUUAUUUAUGCUAAUAGCGAUUGGAGAAAGGGCUGGGAAAGUCAACCAGCUGGUUAUUGAAUUUAUCGUCUUUUUUGUACAUAAUUUCAAUUUUACGAAAAUAUAUACAUAUGUAGUAUAUGUAUUUAUGGAAAGAACACAAACUUUUACAACAUUGUUAAAGUGCUUGAAUAAACGUUUAAA
Molecule: messenger RNA, 1722 nt
Organism: Meloidogyne enterolobii
Lineage: Eukaryota; Metazoa; Nematoda; Chromadorea; Rhabditida; Meloidogynidae
Source: the annotation of a GenBank genome assembly